Messenger RNA from Vanessa atalanta (red admiral), 1107 nucleotides. RefSeq names its product nudC domain-containing protein 3. The transcript has 5 exons. Gene Ontology annotation, cellular component: cytoplasm. Bases 69 to 1031 code for a protein of 320 amino acids. The record is from RefSeq and is a predicted model, not a curated record. Gene Ontology annotation, biological process: protein folding. NCBI's taxonomy places the organism in Eukaryota, Metazoa, Arthropoda, Insecta, Lepidoptera, Nymphalidae.
CAUUCAAUGUUGAAACUUCAAUAUUAUUAAAUUUGUACAUAUUUGGAAAGUUGGAUUUUCGUGCGAAAAUGGAAACUAAUUUAGAAUACAAUAAAUACGAUGACAUUUUUACAUCUAUUUUGGAAAAAGAAAAAUCUAUUUUGGGCUUUUUAUCAUCCAUAUUCAACUUUCUAGCAAGACGCACCGAUUUCUAUUAUGUUCAUGAUGGCUUCCAUACAGACAUGGGUUUCCCGCCAGGUGUAGCGGAAGAAUUAGUUAUCAAAGUUUUAAGAAAAUGUGACCCAAAGAACUGGUCACUAGAUAAAGACGAAAUAAAUAAUGAAAUAAUGUGUUCCACUGUCGCUCAGGAAGUAGAAGUUAUUGCUCAGGAAGAUGAACAAGAAAUUGAGAAUGUUCCUGAAAUUUCCAAAGAAAAUGCGGAAACAAAUUCAGCAGUACAAUCUGAUAUCAAAGACAAUAGAUCUAUUUUUCCAGAAGAUUACGAACCUCCUCUUAUAGUAACACAAAAAAAUAGUGAAUCUUAUAAUGGAGCAAUCAGAGAAAAUUAUACGUGGUCACAAACUAUUAUGGAUAUAGAUGUAACAAUAAAACUACCACCAGAUAUAAAAUCUUCAAAAGAUCUAAAGGUGACACUAAACCCUGGAGACAUAUGUGUUGCUUGUCGCAAUGGUGAUAUCAUACUAAAAGACAAACUACCCUUCAAGAUUAAGACUAUUGAUAGUUUUUGGAGCAUCAGUGAAAACCGUCUUUUAAUACACUUGGAAAAAAUUCAAGAGCGUUGGUGGAAUAAACUAUUAAAUAAAGAAGAAGAAAUUGAUCUCUCCAAAAUUGACUGCUCAAGGCCAUUAGAUGAACUGCCAGAAGACAGUAUUGCCAAGGUAAGAGAAUUGCAGUGGAAUCAAGAACAGAAACUGAAAGGUCUUCCAACUAGUGAUGAAAUAAGAAAUAUUGAAAUUCUAAAAAAGGCCUGGAAUGCUGAAGGUUCUCCAUUUAGAGGAACAGAGUUUAAUCCAAAUAUUCUUAAAAAGUAAAUAACAUAUGUUGUUGUAAUCAUGAUCUAAAUUUUAAUGUAUCAAUAUUGUAACAAAAUAUAAUGUAAAACAAUCA